Molecule: messenger RNA, 5039 nt
Organism: Amphibalanus amphitrite
Lineage: Eukaryota; Metazoa; Arthropoda; Thecostraca; Balanomorpha; Balanidae
Product: GATOR complex protein Iml1-like
Exons: 28
Coding region: 178-4347 (1389 amino acids)
Biological process (GO): cellular response to amino acid starvation; positive regulation of autophagy; intracellular signal transduction
Cellular component (GO): GATOR1 complex; lysosomal membrane
Molecular function (GO): GTPase activator activity
Source: RefSeq, a predicted model, not a curated record
AGAUGCUGUGAAGGGCAUUUAUCUUUCACGAAGAAUCUUUUCAGAAAUCUUUCACGGCAUUUCUCUAUAUACCGUGCACAGCAUAAUUUGAAGCUGGUAGCAUCAAUAGAAAGAUGUGAGAAGAGGAGAGUUGAGAGCUACAGUGCUGAAUAAGAAUAAGAUCAACCAGAGACUACGAUGACUGCGGAGGUUCAGUUGAAGCUGGUCGUGCACCAGAAGCUGCAGCAGGUUCGGGGAGAUUCCAAAGAGGAGCUGAUUCUGCACCCGGCCUCUAUCCCCGGAUUGGAGGCGGGGAAGGUAGUGGAGAUCUCCCACCCAGACCUCGACUUCGCGAGACUUCUGCUGCUCGUGUCGCCGGGCUCACUCCGAGAUGACCAGAAAUGCGACAUUAUCAGCGUGGAGACCACCCUAGUUGAGACGUUUCACCUGCGUAACCAGGUGUGGGCGCACGUGAGCGUGCGCCUGGUGGACCCUGCCGACGUGGCGCUCGAUUCUGUGGAGCUGCUCUUCCGAGACCACUACCUGAACCGCAGCGACAUGUGGCGACUGAAACUCAGCCUGGUGGGGAAGGUGCUGCACCACAAGAAGAGCGUCGAGUUUUGCUCGCAGACUGUGCGCUGCCAGGUGUUUGAAAUGUGGUCGCAGGGCGAUCGUGUGGCCUGUGGACUCGUCACACCGGACACUAAGGUGGUGUUCCGGUCUGCGACCAGCAUGUUCCACCUGUAUAUUCAGAUGUCCGAAGAAAUGUGGGACUUCGACGUCUACGGGGACCUCUACUUCGAAAAGGCGGUCAACGGCUUUCUCAGCGAUCUCUUCAACAACUGGAAGCGCAACAACACGAAUCACGAAGUCACCAUCACGCUGUUCUCGCGUCUGUUCUACAAAGCAUCCAGCAUCAACGAGUUCCCCGAGUACAUGCAGGAGAACGUGCAGCAGGACUUCAGGAAUAUGUUUUACGAGGAUUUCUACAGGGUGGCCGUUCAGAACGAGCGGUACGACGACUGGACGCCGGUGCUGUCCACCAUCCGGCACCAGUUCAUGGGCUACCGGGAGAGUCUGCUGAACUUCCACCGGGACCGAGCGCCGCCGGGCGCGCCGCCGCCGCCCCGCGCCGUGCUCAGCUCGGCCGCGCAGGGCAACUUCCUCGAGGUGCUCAACAUCUCCAUGAAUGUGUUUGAGAAGCACUACCUUCACCGCUCGCUGGAGCGAACCGGUCAGAUGUGUGUGGUGGUCUCGCCCGGCGUGGGAGUGUAUCAGGUGGAGCGGGAGCUCAACAACCUCACCAAGCAGCGCAUCAUAGACUACGGCGUGGGAAUCGACCUGGUGUGCGUGGGCGAGCAGCCGCUCCACGCCGUGCCUCUGCUUCGGUUCCACAACAAGGGUCUGGCAGAGACUCAGGACUACUACCUGCCGCACACGUGGAUCAACCUCAGCUUCUACUCGUCCAACAAGCGGGUGGGCUACUCGGAGUUCGUGCCGCGCAUCAAGGUGCCGCCGGGCGCGCCCAAGACGGCCGUGUCGCGCGUGCAGUCGGUGAUCCCCCGCGGCCGGCCACCCACCAGCGAGCACGCCAUCCCCAGCUCCGUCUACGACUACGACGCGCACGACGCCGAGGUCUUCAAAAAGCCAGACACAUUCAAACAGUCCACGAUGACGCUGCAGCGACUGCCGCAGCGGAAGCGCACCGUCACCACGUCCCAGGUGAAGACGUCCCGCCGCGCCGACUCGGUCGUGUCGUCACCGAUCCACGAGCAGGUCUACAGCUCCUCCGCGUCGGGAUUCGUCACACCAGCGCGCAGCUCACCGCUGGUGCAGAGCCCCUCGUCGGCCAGCGGCGGCGAACUGCUCUCCUCGUCGUUCGGAUCCGUGUUCGCCGGCAGCGACCGGUCCGACGGCAGCGCCAACGUGCGUCGGCUCUCGUUUGACGACAGCGACGUGAACCGCUCGCCGCCGCGGCCGGCCACUUCGGCCGUGUCGGCGUGCGACCUCAGCCUGAGCCGCGGCACGGGCACGCACCGGCCCGGCCGCGCCCUCUUCAACCCAUUCGACCCGAGCAACAUCGUGGUGAAGCACACCUCCAACCGCCGCCGGUGGACGCACAUCUUCCCGAAAGGACCCAAAGGUGUGCUCUUUCAGCAGCAUCACUAUGCCAACGCGCGCGGCCUGGACGUCGGCGGAAAAGACGCGCCUCGGGUAUCGAGCGACCAGGCGAUGGGCAGUCCGUCUCUGUCGUUCCUGUGGGGCGCCUCCAGUACCGGCGAGCAGGAGUGGUCGGCCCACAUUACCACAGGUGUGGACUGGAAGUCCCUGACCACGCCGGCGUGCCUGCCCAUCACCACCGACUACUUCCCCGACGAGCGCAGCCUCCAGAAGGACUACUUCCUCUUCGAGUACAGCAUCCUGCCGGACGACGUGGGCGGCUGCGCCGAGGACGUCGGCGGCGCGCACCGCCAGCUCACCACCCGCGAGGUCUUCACCGAGAUGGUCUCACAGCGGCUCUGUCAGGGUUUCCAGCUGGUGGUGCCGUCGGUCAAGGUGACUGCCGCGGCGCCGGCCGUCGGCCGAGCCGUGUUCGCUCAGCGCGCCGUCCAGGAGCAGCGCGAGGAGUACCUGCUCAGCAUCGGACGCAUCUUCCACCGGGUGCUGCUCUGCGGCUCGGCCAUCAACGUCACGCACUACCGGCCCAGACACCCGUACCCGGUGAAGCGGCACCGGUACCGCUACCGUGCCCAGUGCCACCACCACCCCAGCUACGUGCUCUGUCAGGCGGAGCUGAGCACCGACCGGCCAGAGAGCUACAACUGGAACUUCCUCGACAACUACGUCUGCACUAAAGGCGGCGUCGACUUCCAGCUGACGCCCAGUCUCAAGUACUGGCGCUGCCGGUUCCUGCUGGUGCCCAGCCUGCCGGCGUGCCGGGACCCCAGCCACCCGGCCGGCGCGGCGCCCGACCACCGCACGGUGGUGGACAACUUCAUCAAGUUCAUCAGCGCAGUGACGUUCGCCCUGAACCGGUUCAAACGCCACCAGCCGACCACGGCCCGGCCACAGAUCAGGGAGCGUCUGCCCAGUAACCGGAUGGACCAGCGGAGUCGCGCCCGGUCCGGCAGCAGCGUCAGCAAGGCGGGCAUCAGACCGGCGGUGCCGACCGCCUCCAACUCUGCCGAGGACGUGUCGACGGGCACGUGCGGCGGCCCGCCCAGCUCCGGCACCCUGCUGACCCGCACGGCGCCGCCCACGGAGGUGUCUGAGGCGCUGCGCUCGCCGGACACGGGCCUGCCGUUUCUGACCCGCUGCGUGCACGGCGGCCUGCCCGAGUUCACGUUCAUAGCCGCCGACCUUGUGCAGUGGGUGUACCAGCACGUGGCCGGGCUCAGCUCCGAGGCGGAGGCCGUCGCCUACUGCAAGGAACUGUGGAACGCUGGACUGAUACUUCACGCGUCUAGGGAUGCCAAGAAGCCGUUUAUGAACGGUUUCUGCCUGUUCUGCCUGACUUCACCAGCGGACGGCCCUCAGCUGAGCAGCGCGGCGCACCAGGAGCAGUUCAGCGACUACUGGCUGGAGGUGGAGAGCCAGUUCUCGUGGCCUCCGCCGGCGCCCGUCGGCAGUCGACUCUUCUCACCCGCCCUGCCGCCCGACGACGCACACGGCGUGAGCGAGAUGCGUCGCGGCGCGCUCAGCCUGGACGUGUCCUCCAAGUCGGACCGCGCCGAAUGGGGCGAGAUCAGCUACGAGAGCUCCUUCCGACCGGACCGGGCGUACCAGUUCUGUAUCAACUGGCUGGUCGGCACCGGCAGCCUCAUCUCCGACCUGGUGGUGGGCUGGCAGCGGCGCGCGCACAACUUCGGCCUGCGCCUGUUCCCCGUCCCGGCCGUGAUGUGUCCUGGCGACCAGGGGGAUAUCGACCCGCUGCGCAUCGCCGUGCCGGUGCCCAUCGCGCUCGACCAGCUCCGCCGGCCCGGACGGCCGCUCUUUGACGGUUUCGACCCGGCGACCUGGCCGGAGCGGCUGCUGCUACUGCAGACGGCCAUAUUGGAGCAGUUCAGCUUCGUGCGGGUGCGCGGGCCGCGACCGGAGCCGCCGUACCAGUUCGUACACAGUCACGGUCACUGCUUCGUGCAGAUCCUGGAGCCCGAGUUUGGGGAGGACGGCGACCCGGUCAAGGCCGACCUGCAGUGGCUCAACAACAGUCUGAUGUCGCGCCGGUGGCGGGUGGGGGACGACUCGGCCGACCGGCUCAUGGCCGAGCUCACCGCCUUCUGCCGUAACGACGACGACCGGCUGGUGCUGUUCUGGCGGCAGGCGCACACGGAGGCGCUGCUGCAGCAGCCCACGCCGCCUCCCUGAGCGGGGGUGCCCGAUGGAGCAGAUCACCGUGCAGGGUAGGCGCGCCACGGUCGUUCGCGAUGGAGACUAGAAAGCUAUAUGCUUGUACAAUAGACAAAGCUGCUGUUCUUAUCUCCGAAAAUAAUAGGAUGGACUAUGGAGAAUUACUGAGAAGUGCGACGACCACGCUACAUAGCUGUUAUCUGCAGUGGCUGAUCUGAUGUAACGUGAUUGUUACGUUUGCCUACUGGAUCAGGCGCCGGCUCGACCACUGCGAUGCCCGCCUCCCAGAGGAUUCCGUGGCCGCGGGGUCGGCUGCAGAAGUGGUAUCCUGGUAUCCACUGCGCCUGUCGUUGUUGUGGAAGUGUGUUACAACCUGAUGCAGGCCAUCUUAUGUUCCAGUCAUUGUAUUCUAUCAUAUCUGGGGAAGCUAUCAUGUUACAUUGAUAUAUUGUCAUUUGAUAAGGGAUGUUAUCUCAUAGUUGCGCAAUGCGCAUGCUUUAUAUGUGAUGAACAGUGCCGUGUUAUGGAUUGGGGUACGAUGAGGCCAAGGGGCUGGCGAAGUGUAUGUCGUGCGUAAGUGUCGAUGCCCGAGCUAAAUGCAACAGUAAACAGAGUGCUACCGAUACGAUCCGGAGUGGGUUGCAUAAUUCUUGUGAGAGAAAGUGCAAUGUUACGAAUAUGUCGCCGUAAUAAACGACUGUAACUGGUCA